Molecule: messenger RNA, 2467 nt
Organism: Ceratina calcarata
Lineage: Eukaryota; Metazoa; Arthropoda; Insecta; Hymenoptera; Apidae
Gene: Lerp
Product: lysosomal enzyme receptor protein
Exons: 14
Coding region: 133-2289 (718 amino acids)
Biological process (GO): lysosomal transport
Molecular function (GO): D-mannose binding; signaling receptor activity
Source: RefSeq, a predicted model, not a curated record
AUACGUAAUAAGUGCGGCGGUAUAGCAUAUAUAUAAUAUAGGUGAUAGCCGUAAAGCUUUUUGCGGUUAAAUAUAAAUAUUAAACUGUUAAAACAAUGUGAUUAGCAUUAGUAACAAUUAAAAGAUAAGGAGAUGGAGUUAAAUAAUUUUGUAUACUUCUUCGUAAUAAUUUUUGCUGUCUCUGCUACUAAUAAUUAUUGUAUUAUACCCGAACCGAUACGGAAAGUAUCUACGUAUAAUUUCACGACAUUGACGAACUUGAAAGAUCCAGCACGCGAUAUUAAUUUGCAUUUUAGUCAUGUGGACAGCGGAUCCAUAAGACUACAGCUUUGUCAACAGCUUAAGAAGAAAUGCAAUUCGAAAGAUGGUUACAGUGUCUGCUUCGAAAAAGAUAAGAAAGAGAUUGGAAUAGGAAAGUUCCCAGCGAAAGUCGACAUGAAAGAUGGGAGAAUACUAUUUGUUUUCACAGGCGAUAACUGUAGAGAUAAUACUAAUUACACAGUGAAUAUUAUAAUGAAGUGCGAUUACGAAGUCAUGGGCGAUUCUAAACCAGAAUUCAUUCAUGAGACAUUCGAGAAGUGUACUUUAUUUUUAAUAUGGAGAACCGCAGCGGCUUGUGGGAACAGAACAAUACAAAAUUGCACUUUGACUGAUAAAGCAACCGGAUUACAUUAUGAUUUAUCAUCAUUGACGAAGUAUUCGGAGAAUUACGUGAUCCCACUGGGCGACAGGACCGCGCCGAAAAUAAUACUGAACGUGUGUCAUUCAGUUAUAUUCGAAUACAACGCUUUAUGUCAGAUGACGAAUGGUGCCUGUUUACAAGAUCCUAAUAAAAAUGGAUACGAAAGUCUUGGCGAUGUACAAAAACCACCGUAUUUAGAUAAUAAUUCUAAUAUAAAAUUGGAAUAUGAGGAUGGAGCAAUAUGCAAAACUGAUAAAAAAGUUCCACAUAUAAAAACAACUAUUACUUUUACAUGCGAUUUCAAUGCUGUAGAUACAAUUCCAGAAUAUAUAGGUGGCAGCGAGGAGUGUAAUUAUCAGUUAUUAUGGAGGACAGCUGCUGCUUGCAGUACAGAAUCUUUAAAAAAUCGUACUGCGUCCAUAGCUAACAAGUCCACGGUGAAAUGUGUCACGGAAGACGACGCAGUGAAUCUUGGCUCGCUAAUAAAAUCUACUGACAAUUAUGUAAUUAAAAUGAACAAAACUGAGUUUUACAUAAAUGUGUGUAGACCGUUGGUCUCGAAUCCGCACACAAAUUUGAAGUGUGUAUUCGAUGGGAGCGCCGUAUGUAAAGUAUCUUCAGGUACCAAUGGGAAUGUACCUGUAACGAACGAAACAAGUUUAGGAUUCCCGAAAGAGAGUCCUAUAAUUAACGAUAAUCACGAAACGGUGUUACGUUACACAGACGGUUCAACCUGUCCAGAGAAUGAGAAAAGAUUGAUAUCGUCUAAUAUCACAUUUCCGUGUGAUACCAGUGACAAGCAGUUACCAGAAUUUAAAAAAUAUGAAGACUGUACUUAUGUAUUUGAAUGGAAAACGAGGCUGACUUGUGGCGCAGUAAUGGGAAAUUGGGUUUCGCCUUGCAUAAUUAAAGAUCCGUCGCACGAAUGCGAUUUGUCUUUAUUACAGAAAGUAUAUCAUGUAAAAAGUAAGCAGGGAAAGGGAUACAAUAUAUCGAUUUGCAACAGUAAUAAAGAAUCGACAUCGAAAGGCUGUAACUCCGCUAUUUGUGAUGAUAACAAUAACAAUUAUGGUUCCAUCGGAAGCGUGAUUUUCGAUUACGGGAGAGACGAGAUCAAGAUUCAGUACACUAACGGCGGUAAAUGCGCUGACAAGAGUUCCUACACGUCGGAAGUGAGAUUGAUUUGUACAAAGAUGAUAGGAAUCGGUACCCCGGAGCUGUUAUGGGAAUCAGAGUGCAGUGCUGAAUUCGAAUGGCAUACGAACGUCACUUGUUCCUGUAGCAGUUCUAUCUCUGGAAAUUCCUACCCGAAUUCGCGAGAAAAUAAUGCUACUCCGAUCAUUUCUUCUUCUAGUCACACCGGGACGAUAGCAGGUAUAACAUUAACAAUCGUAGCACUGAUAUCAGCAUUUAUCUAUUUCCGGAAUCCGGAUAAGAGAGCAUGCUUCAAGUCUUGUUACAAUUUAUUUAACUCGAGGAGAGACAACGGGAGAGUUCAAUAUUGCAGGUUAUUUCAGGUGAAUACCACUGAAGAGGCUCGACUUUUACUGGACAUUGAUCCGACUCAAUGCCAAACUGACAGCGAUGAUGAUUUACUAAACGCUUAAUCUAUUAAGAAACUACAAUUAUAAUUAAUGUGAUUAACAUUGUUGGCUGUUUUUCUUUCUUUCUAUAGUUGCCAUUGUCGAUAAGAGUAAUGAUUUAACCGUUUGUAUAUAAAAAGAGUGUAAAGAAAGUGGAAGAGACCGGGUAAUAAGAACAUUAAACGAAUAGUGUUUACAUUAA